Phyllotreta striolata is the source of this 799-nucleotide messenger RNA. NCBI's taxonomy places the organism in Eukaryota, Metazoa, Arthropoda, Insecta, Coleoptera, Chrysomelidae. The record is from the annotation of a GenBank genome assembly.
AGUUUGGCAAAUGCGCCUUUUUUGAAAAUACUAAAUAAAAUAUUCAAUAAUUACAUUAAUUACUAUCAUUACUAGUCCAUUACUAAUUUCGUUAUUUGGUAAUAGUUUGGAAAUUUUUUCUAUAAAAAAAAUGACGUAUUGGCAGCAUUGGUGUCAAGUUGUCAAGUAAAUGUCAAAAUUCUAACACUUAGGUUAUGUUGUAUUCGUUUAAAUUUGUUUUCGUUUGAAUUUUGAUUUGUAAUACAAAAUGACAAAAAACUAUCCAACUGAUUGGGAUAUUGAACAAUAUAAAGAUGAAACCGAACCAGAACAUCACUGGGAAUUAAGGAAAGAAUUCAUGGAAGCCCACAUAGGGAAUUUCCCUGAAGACUACUUAGUAGCCCUAGCUAGAUCUUUUACCAAUAUAGAGUUUAUGGGAUGCAGUUAUCCACCAGCUGUAAUGGCUAGAAUAGCAGAACUUUCAAAGGAUGUAGCCAAGAAAUACAGAGAGGUUAAGAAAACUAAGUUACAAAGAACUUUUGUUUCUGCUUCUAAUGCUGCAGAAAAUAAAAUAAAACGACGUAAAACAGACCAGGGGCCCCAAAAAUCAGGAAGAUAAUUUUUUAUUUAAAAUUUCUAUAUACUUAAUACCUGAACAGUACGUAUAAAGAUUUAUGCGUCUUCUCUUUUUCUUUGAAGAUAUAGGAUUUUGUAAAAGUAUUGUGUUUUAUUUAAAAUGAUUUGCUUGAUCACAGAAGAGAUUAUUACGUAUGAAACAUUUAAGUUUCAAUAUACCCGUAGGUGCAAAAUUGUCUGCAAU